Messenger RNA from Pararge aegeria (speckled wood butterfly), 2194 nucleotides. Its product is annotated as neural/ectodermal development factor IMP-L2-like. NCBI's taxonomy places the organism in Eukaryota, Metazoa, Arthropoda, Insecta, Lepidoptera, Nymphalidae. Bases 425 to 1222 code for a protein of 265 amino acids. The record is from RefSeq and is a predicted model, not a curated record. The transcript has 7 exons. Gene Ontology annotation, cellular component: neuron projection.
CGUCGCAUUCGACUUUGCGCGGUCGCGAAUAAUAGACGUACAUUUUUAUUUAUCGUAAUUCGAAUAUAUUUUAUCGAUAUCCGAGCUUUUUGAGUGAACGCGUCACUAUUUCCGUUCCAGACGUCCCGCGUUCGUUUUUCAAACUUACCGCCAUCUUGUAAGUUUUUUUUUAUAACUUUUGCGUGUUCUGUGUUUAUACUCUGUGACCACGUGGGGCCGUUGAUACAAACUUUCCUUUACAACAAAAUGUUAAAUGUGUCCAAUAAACUAUAUUAUUUGUAUUAUACAAUAAAGUAAACGAAGGACAGACCUGGGGCAUCGAGUUGGAAGGAGUUUGAAAACAGAAUUGGAUACCGGUUACAAGAAUCUCAACCCGUACAAAGUCUAGCAAGUACGUGUGACCAGUGGAGUGGCAUCGACAGCGAUGUACUGUUUGGUUCUGAUACUGGCCGCAGCGGCGGUGGUGGGCGGAAGGGCGGCCGUCGUCAGCAGGCAUAUGAAGUUGUUGGAUAUAGACAACCACAUUGAUACCAAUGCAGUGCCAACGAGGAGGACAAAGCCGUUCAUAAAGCUGAUCCGAGGACCCGCAGCCAGCAUAGCGCACCGACCUGGCACCACCCUGGAGCUGACCUGCGAAGCGGUGGCUGAGCCAGCACCCUCCGUGCAUUGGUUCAAGAACGACGCGCCGGUGUAUGAGUACGACAAAGAGUCCAGUGAGGUGAUACCCACCAACCCGUCGUCGGUGGCGCGGAUCUCUUCGACCCUUCUGGUGUCACGUACGGAAGAGCCCGCGCACUACACUUGCCUCGCAGUGGCGGGCGUGCACAGUGCCCGUGCCUCCACCCUGGUCUACCGCACCGAUGGCAGCACGGAAAGCUCCGAGCGGUCCAAACUGGUGCCGCUGGCUCCACGCAUCCUGGUCUCCUACAAGAUGUUCGUGGACACCAUCGGCAGCGACGUCGUGGUGCCUUGCCGCGCGCGCGGGCACCCGCGGCCCAGCGUGUCCUGGCAGACCAGCGAUGGACAGGACGUCAACGACGAUCCCAGGAUGAAGGUGCUCCGUUCGGGCGACCUGGUAAUAUCGUCCCUGCGGUGGGCCGACGUCGGCGAGUACACCUGCCGAGCCGCCAACCUGUUCGGCAGCACGGAGGUCAAGACCUUCAUUUAUCCGGCCACAGAGCGAAAAGCGCAGGCGGAUAAUGAAAUAAAAAGCAGCGAGUAAACAAAGUUCCUUUUGCUAGUUUAGCUUAGAAGUCUGUAAGGGCGCUUCACAUGCGACGCGACACGCCGCGGUUUUGAGUAAAUAACAUAUUUACUUAACUGUACAAAAAAAAUUGGUGAAAAUAAAUCAUCGGCUGGCCCGAAUAAAGUGUUUUCCAAAGAAUUUAUAUUAUUGUAUGAAACAGAUUGUAAAAAAUAUUUAUUUGUAUUUGUAUUGUAACUGUCAAGAUGGUUUUAAGAAAAUGGCGAUAUUUUUGUUCAUUUUAAUCGAUAUCGGUGGUUUUAUCUUCUACCACCGUAAUAAUGACGUUUAUUUUGUUCCACUACAGAACACGCGUCUCUUCUCAGAAUGAGAAGGGUUUAAGCCGUAGUCCGCCACACUGAUUGGUAGAUUUCACACGCUCUGGCCUGUUUUUUGUGUAUUCACACUAAAAAUGAGCUUUUAGAAUGGUUUUAUUGCAAAAAUAAGUGUCAAAUUAAUCGCUAUUAGGCUCUUCUAUAGUUUUGCCAAGUUUAAGCCUCUAUACUUUCAGAGUGAGAAAAAUUAUUGAAGAUAAGUUACAUGGCACCUAAUAUUAUAAAGAAGAGAGAAGACAAAUUUCACACUAAAUUUAAAUUUAGAAUGGAAACAACGCCAUUUUCUUAUCAAGCUAAGCUGAAUAACGUAUUUAUUUAUUUUAUAUUUUCAUUACUAAACUGAAACUCUUCUUAAUUUUGUGUUGCAUUUGACACACCGUCUUAAAUGAAACACCUUAACUUGAGAACGCCGCGUUUUGUAAGUCCGUGUGAAGACACUCUAACUGUAUCGAUUCUGCCUAUUUUAUACUGUAUUAAAUAAACAUAAUGAACUAUAUUAGAGACCUAUUAUUAUUUAAAUUAUAAACUAUGUACUAAACAAUUAUUGUGAUCCAAUAAAUACUUACUGUAGACUGUGAUUCAAAUAGAUAUGGAAAUAAAGAACUUUGAAUACCAA